Molecule: messenger RNA, 9867 nt
Organism: Catharus ustulatus (Swainson's thrush)
Lineage: Eukaryota; Metazoa; Chordata; Aves; Passeriformes; Turdidae
Product: complement C4-B-like
Exons: 43
Coding region: 2824-7872 (1682 amino acids)
Biological process (GO): complement activation
Cellular component (GO): extracellular region
Molecular function (GO): endopeptidase inhibitor activity; protein binding
Source: RefSeq, a predicted model, not a curated record
GUUCUUAGAGUUGGUAACAAGGAAGAAUUUGGGUUCCUUUGGGGUUUAUCAUGAAAUUGAAAAAAAAAAAAAAAGAAAACCACAAAAGACAAAUUUGAGAACAAGGCUCUAGGCAGAGUAUCAGGAUGUUUGAGUACAAGGGCAGUACUCCAAAUAUUCUGUAUUAUUUAGGCCAAAUUAUUUUAUUCCUCAUUUCCAGCAGCUCUGUGCUUUCACCUGGGGUGAGAGAGUCACUUGCAUGCUCAGGUAUCUCCUCUCCUCCUGACCAGGUCAAUGGUUUCUUAAAGGUCCCGAAAGCAAUGAGAUUCUGAAAAACAUGGUUUACCAAGAAAACAGGAUGCAUCAUUACAAUAUGGUGAAAUAUUAUGUCAGUGGUGUUAUACAAUUAUUGCUUGAACUAAAAGAACUCUCAGUCUUACAUAAACCACUUUUGCAAUGUAAGAAUUUUACAGAAGCAAUGCUGGUUUUGUGGGUUUUUCUAAAAUCCUUAUUUUUAUUUUUUCAACACAAUAUUCAGAUAAUCACAGAAUUUAGAGAAUGAGAGAGAAGAGAGGGAGAAACCCAGGAGAAAAAAAUAAGGCUUGUUGCUUAAUCCCCCUGAAAUGCAGACUCCUCAGUGAGAGCAGAAAAUGCCAGGGAAAUACUUGUUUUCCUCCUCUAAAUAUAUGAUUUUUUUUCAGUAGAUACAGUUAGAAGCACUAAAUGCAGAAUUUUUAAAGAAUUUUUUAUGGCAAUUGUAGCUACAGCCUUUUCAUUUCAUUACCUCAAUUAUGGUAAGGAAAAAAAGAAAGUAUGGUUUUAAUUUACAAUCCCAAUUUACAUUGACACUAAAGAGAAGCUAUCCUGCUGUUAAGAGGAACUUUUCCAAUUAGACCCACACUUCAUGGUCUGCUGUUGAAAAAAGGAUUUCAAAAUCUAAUUUUCUGAAAUGUCAGAAGUGAACUAUUGCCUUUUGUGUUUGUCACAAGUCCCUGUGACUCGGCAGAGAGGAUGUCACUGCAGUGCUUAUUUGUGAAAUGGGUUUUGUGAAGCUGUCCUUUGUACCCUUCUGCCAGGCAGAGGUGAAAGACCGCGGGAUGAAAGUGAAAGGAGAGUUUGGUCUCGUUAGUAUUUAGGCUGAUUAAGGGGAAAAAGGCUUUGGGAAGCUCUUCGUGCCAAAGAACAAAAACUAUUGCUGGUGCUCAAAACACUGUGAAAUCCCACCAAGUUCAAACGAAGGUACUGAAAGGAGAGACAGCAUACACUCAAAAAAAAAGCAAUUCUGUCUCCCCAGGUUCAGGGUUCACACACUCAUCAAUCCCAGGCUGUGCUUUCCACAAUCCGUGCUGGACUGGGCCAGCUGAAGGAUCAAUAGGUGAAAAGUGGCUGAUGAGUACACAAGAAAGGACUUUGCCUUAGGAAAAGAAGAGGCAUGUAAGUUAUCUCUCUCAUGCAUGUGCUGGAGACCUUCAACCAAGAUUGUUUUAUGCUGUUUAGGUUAAAUUUGUUAUAUUUUGAUGUGGCUUUGGACUGGAAUGUUUUACAUUAUACCACAAGUCACAGUGUGAAGAAUUUGUGAUACUUGAAAACAAAUUAUUAUUUUAUACAUACCCAGAGACAGACCAAUUAAGCAUAAGGAAUUUUAAUUCUCAUUAUAUAAGUGGUUAUGCACAGGCUUGCUCUUUGUGUUUGUGAGAUACAGUGAGAAAAAAUUCUAUUUAAUUGAAGUCACUGGUUUACACUCUGGUGAAAAAAAUAGCUUUAUUAAGAGUCAGAACAUCUUAAAUUUAAGCACAAAAUACUUACACAGCAUAUUGCUAUGGACUGCUGUUUUGUACUCACAUAUAUUUAUUCAUACUUCACUUAAGGAAGCAAGAGAGUACAAAUCCAAUUAAAGACAAGUGAAAGCAGCAUAAUAAUAGCUUUUCCAAGGUGCCCUUUAGAAAGUGAUCUGUAAAAAUGUCUAGCUGGGGUUCAUACAUGGCUAUUUCUAUAGCUGUGCAAACAGACCUCGGUGCCUGACAAACAAUCCAGCCUGGACAAUGGAAAUCCCAUCUCCUCCCCUCUGAUAAAGAUGGGCACAGAGCAAGAUUUUGGUGUGACCUCACACUUCAGAAGUGCCUUUCCUGAGACUUCAGGAAGAGGAAAUCCCUGCUGUUUGUUGUGGUCUUCUGGAAAUUGUUGGCUUUUCAGCUGGGAGAACUCCCUUAUGUCUUUCUCAAUGAAUGGGCACUGACCUUGAAGAUGUUAUUUCUUUUCUUAUUCUGUGUUUUUCUGGAGAAAAGCAAAGGACCCACUCACAGCUGUUUCUUGUCCUGUUUUAGUGACUAGGAUUGCUCAGUGAUUGCAUCAGCUCUGACCAUGGAUGGCAGCAGUGCAAGAUGGAGCAGCAGAACUGUCUCAGAAGAGUGCAGGAGCCUUAGCAUGCUCCACAGCCACUACUGCUCUUAAUUAACUCUUUCCAUUAUCUCUGCAAGAAUGAGAAUCCUUAUUUUACCAGCUGCAGGUUUAACAAGACUCUUCUGCCCCUAGGGAAAGUGCAAGCCCGAGCUCCCAAAAGGACUUUUUCUUCCACGUAUCUUUGCCUUGAACGUAGACCAGCUUUAUGGUGGAAAUCUCUACUCUUCGUCACCAUCUCUCUAGGGUUUGGGUGGCCAGAAGCCCUGAGGAAAAUGAUUCUGGCAUGAAAAUAAAUCAGUUUUUCGAAAUGAGAGUGCAAACCAGAAGAGGUGAAGGAAACUGUCUGUCUCUUGGGGAACAAAAUAAAGUCAAAAAACCCCAAAAAACAACUACACCUGGAGCAGGCAAAAUUUAGCUUUUCCUGAUAUGUUGUAGAGUUUCCCAAUGGAAAGGCUGGUACUGUUGAUGAGCUUUUGUUUGCUGCUGUCCAAUACACAACAAGCACCAUCAUUUCUUAUUACUGCCCCAAAUGUGGUUCAUGUGGGCACACAUGAGACAAUAACAGUUCAAGUCCAUGGGGCACAAAGUCCUGUGCAAGUUACUGCGUACUUCAAAGAUGAGACAAAAAAUGAGCUCCUAUCAGAGAGGAUCUACUUUAACCUUAAUCAAAAUAAUGGCUACCAAGAGAUGAAAAAAAUAAUGGUCAAGCCAGGGGCUCUGCAGCAGAACCUGUUCAAGAAGAGUAAUCUGCCAUAUGUUCUACUGGUCACUGAGAGCAAGGAGCUUUAUUCGACUGCCAAAAGCACUCGCAUCCUCCUGUCCUCCAAGAAAGGCUACAUUUUUAUCCAGACAGAUAAGCCCAUAUACACACCGAGUUCCCAAGUCAGAUACAGGAUCUUCAUUCUGGACAAUGCUAUGAGGCCAACGCACGACACAGUUACGGUUGCUGUGCUAAACUCCAAGGGAAUGGUGGUUAAAAAGUCAGACCGGAAAAUAAACGCGGUUUUUGGUGAACACUUCAAUAUACCUGACAUUGCUGAGCCUGGAACUUGGAAAAUCAAAGCCUGGUUUCAACAACAUGAAAUGUCUAAUGUUUCUGCUGAAUUUGAAGUUAAAAGAUACGAACUUCCAAGUUUUGAAGUCAAACUCAUCCCACUUCAUCCAUACUACCACAUCUGGAAUGAAAGCUUUGUGUUUGAUAUCGAGGCAAAACACUCUUAUGGGAAAGAGAUUGAAGGUGCUGCAUAUGUGCGAUUUGGCAUAAUCGGUGAAAAUGAGAAUAAAAUAUUCAUUCCAGGCCUGGAGCAACAGCUAUCAAUCCAAAAUGGAAAAGGAAGAGUUACUUUAAAUACACCACUAUUGGAAGAGAAAUUGAGAAAGAGUAUUUCCACUCUGGAAGGGUUUCAUUUAUAUGUUGCUGUUACCACUGUAGAAACUGCAAGUGGUGAGAUGAGAGAAGAGGAACUCAGCAGUGUGAAGUUUGUGAGAUCUCCUUAUACUGUUGAUCUGUCUAACACCAAAAAGUAUUUUGUGCCUGGAGCCCCCUUCUCGGUUACGGUUUCUGCCACUUCAGUUGAUGGUACUCCUGCUGCCUUCCUACUUAUCACUGCCACUGCUACUCUGCCUGGGAAACCCCCAGUGAAGAAGACUGCCUUCUGUAAUAAAGAGGGUCUGGUCUCCAUUACAUUUGACAUCCCCAGAGAUGCUCAAACACUUGAAAUAAAGGUAAAGGCUGAAGAGGGUAAAGAAAGGUUAGAAUCACCUGAAGCCAGCAUCAGAGCUGAAAGAUACCAGUCUGCUUCCCCAAACUACCUCAGCAUCAGCAUCCCACACAGCACUGUGGCACCUGGAGAUACCUUACCCAUCACCUUGAAUGAUAUUCAUCAGUCUGGCCGUGGAAACAUUGGCUAUUUCUAUUAUAUGGUUGUGGCAAAGGGACAGGCUGAGCUUCUGGGAAGGGUCCCAUCCUCAAACAAAGUAGUAAACCUCAAAAUCACUGAGAAGAUGGUGCCCGCCUUUCGGUUUGUAGCCUACUACUUCGUUGGGAAUGAGGGUCGGCAAGAGAUCGUGGCUGAUUCUGUGUGGGUGGACGUCAUGGAUGUCUGCGAAGGAAAGAUUGAAGUGACAACAGAGCAAGACACAUAUGAACCAACAGACCAGAUCAAUUUACAGAUUGAAAUGGACCAUGCAGGAAAAGUUGCCUUAGCUGUGGUUGAUAAGGCAGUUUUUAUUCUGAAUAAGAAAAAUAAGCUUACAGCCAAAAAAGUAUUUAAUGCUAUGAAUUCAUAUGAUCUUGGAUGUUCUGUGGGUGGCGGUGCUAAUAGCAUUCAAGUUUUUACUGAUGUUGGUCUGGCUUUUAUAUCGGACACGAUUCAAUCCAACAUUCGGGAAGGAUAUAAAUGUCUCCAGGGCACCAGAAGGCAGAAGAGGUCCUUGGAUUUUCAGAAAAAAAUGUUAGGGAUUGCCAGCAGAUACCAAAACGCUUCUCUACUAAAAUGCUGCCACGAUGGAAUGAAAUUAAAUCCCAUGAGGUUUUCUUGUGCAAAAAGGCUGGCAAAGGUGUCUGGCUCCCAGGAGUGCAAGAAUGCAUUCCAGGAUUGCUGUGAGAGAGCCACAGCCCUCAGGAAGCACGCGAAGCAGAGGACCAGAGCAGGCUUGGCACGACAGUACAGUGAACAGGAAGAAUUUUUUGAUGAAACCUCUAUCAGCUUGCGCAGUUAUUUUCCUGAGAGCUGGUGGUGGAGUUUUGAAGAAAUAGAAAGCCCUGGAAAACACAGUGUACAAAACUUUGCUCCUGACUCUAUAACUACCUGGGAAGUUCAGGCAAUAAGUAUAUCUCCUGAAAAAGGGUUCUGUGUAGCUAAACCCCACACCUUUGCAGUUUUCAAGGACUUUUUUGUCUCCCUGAGGUUACCAUACUCAGUCAGACGACACGAGCAACUGGAAAUAAAAGCAGUGGUUUACAACUACCUGCCCAAUGAUCUCCAGGUGGUAGUGAGGAUGGAUGCAGUGAAGGAGCUGUGCACCGCAGAGACGACGGCGAAGGCUGUGCAGCUGUCACUGCUGGCCAAGGGGAACUCAGCAACUCCAGCCUUCUUCUCAGUCGUCCCUCUGACUGUGGGAGAAAUUCCAAUUACCAUUACUGCUUUCGACCGGGAUUCUGGGCACAGUGACAGCAUCAGGAAGAAUCUCAAAGUUGUGGCUGAAGGUGUUUUACAGAGAGAAGAAGAGACCAUUUGCAUUAAUAGUGGCUUGAAGUCCCAUACAGUGGACCUGAAUAGACCACCUAAUAUGGUACCAGGUUCUGAUAGCCACGUGUUGGUUAGCCUGAAAGGGAACAUAAUGGAUGAGUCUGUUGAAAACUGCCUGAGUCUCAGUGGAGUUGAGAAGCUGAUUCAGGUGCCCUAUGGCUGUGCAGAGCAAACCAUGGUGAAAAUGGCCCCGGCAGUGUACGCCAUUGAGUACCUGGAUGCCAGCAACCAGUGGGUGAACUUCAACCCCGAACGGAAGCAGGAAGCCAUCGGUAUGGUUGAAACAGGUUACACUAGACUGCUUGAGUUUCAAAAGGAGGAUGGCUCCUAUGGAGCAUUUAAAACAACCCCCAGUAGUGUAUGGUUAACUGCAUUCAUUGUUAAAGUGCUCACAAGGAGCAGAGAAUACUUCAAUGUCCAAGACAGUCACAUAACCAACUCGAUUUCCUACUUGGUUGAUCAACAGCAGGCAGAUGGUUCAUUCCACGACCACCACCCUGUAACGAACAGGUCAAUGCAGGGUGGCAUUGGGUCAGCAGAAGAGGAUUUGGCUAUGACAGCCUUCGUAACCAUAGCACUGAAGCACACCCUACGUGCCUAUCCAUCACCUGAUGUGGCACGAGUGAUUACAGGAGCAGUGGCUUACAUGAAAAAUCAAUUUUCAAGAAAUACUGACUGCUAUUCUACAGUCAUCACUGCUUAUGCUCUGACACUUGUCCAGUCUGAUAGUGUAGAAGCUCCGUUUGUGAAAGAAAAACUAAGGAGCUGUUCGUCUUUUGAUCAAGCAAAGCAGCAGCGCUACUGGGGAAAUGGCAACGACGCAGUCUCAGUGGAAACCACUGCCUAUGCCCUGCUUCAAACCUUGCUUCUGGAAGACAUGGAAUAUGCAAGGCCUAUUGCCACGUGGCUGACAGAAAGAAGGAACUAUGGUGGAGGGUACUGCUCUACACAGGACACAGUGGUGGCCUUAGAAGCUCUGUCAGCCUACAGCAUACAGACACUGGACACUGCUUCCACCGACCUGACUGUCAGACUGGGAACACCUGGAAGGCAAAAUUACUACAGUAUUGUUCUGACAGAUGCCCUUGAAGGAUUUCAGAAGCAGCUAGAGUUUGAACUUGGGAGAAAACUUGAAGUAUCUGUACACGGCAAAGGAAAUGGGACAAUGAGUAUAUUAAAAAUGUACUGGUCCCCUGAGCUGAAGAACAACACCUGCAAUGAUUUGAUUUUGACAGUGGAAGUGGAAGGGAGCCUUAAGUACUCUGAAGCUGAAUACUCUGAUGAAGAUGAUUAUGAGGACUUGGCUACUGGAGAAAACAGCACAUUUGAGGCACUGACUACUAUGGAUUGGUUUGAUAUCCGCAGCAGAAGGAAAAGAGAUUUGACCACUCACAGCAAAACAGAAUCCUUGCAAUACAAAGUCUGUGUCAGGUCCACAGGUCCCAGAGUACCAAAGAUGUCCAUGGUUGAUCUAACUCUGCUGAGUGGGUUGGAGCCUGACACAAAGGAACUCGAACAGCUGGUGACAGCGUCAGACAGGUACAUUCAGCACUUUGAGUACAAGGAAGGGAAGGUUUUGCUCUACUUUGGUGAGCUCCCAAGUGGACCCGACCCAGAUUGUAUAUCAUUUGGGGCAAAGCAAAUCAAUCCCAUGGGCUUGGUUCAGCCAGCAAACGCCGUCCUUUAUGAUUUUUACAACCCUGACAGGAGAUGCAGCGUGUUCUACAGCGCUCCCAAGCACAGUGCCAUGCUUUCAAAGCUGUGCCACGCCGACGUCUGCCAGUGUGCAGAAGGUCCCUGCCCAAAACAAAAAUCAACUUUCAGUAAAGCAUUAACACAAGCCACGCGUGUUAGUUUUGUCUGCUACCAACCUACGGCAGAUUAUGCAUACGAGGUGGAGAUCCUCAACAGUACAAAGAAGAAUGUUUUUGAUUACUAUGAGGCCAAAAUCCACAAAAUCCUUAAAGCAUCUGCGGAUGAAAGCAUCCAAGUGCAGGAGCACCGACAGUUCCUAUCGCGCUCCUCGUGCAAUCUGAACAUUGUCCCUGGCAAACGCUACCUCCUCAUGGGGAGAGAUGGCCAAACAGUUGAUUGCAACAACAAGAUGCAAUACUUGCUUGAUGCACAAACCUGGGUGGAGAAAAUUCCAGAGAACAGUGAGUGCCGCAGCACUCUGCGCCGGCAGAGCUGUGGUCACCUGCGGGACUUCCUGAGCACCUCUGACAGCCUGUGCCAUGUCUGAACAGUGGCUCUGACCCCCACAUCUCUCUGUGGGACUGCAUCUUGCCUUCUGCUAGAAUUCUUCCUGCAAAGCCUGUGCAUCCCAGUGGUGUCUGAAACAUUGCAGGGAUGCUUGCAUUGCUGUUUCGCUGAUUGGGGUAUCCUCUUGUGGAUGUGUGUGUGGGUAAUACAACAAAAAUGCAAUUCCUCUACUAGUUAUUGUGUUUAUUGUACCUCACAACUGGGGAAGAGAGAGCAGGAGUUUCUGUCUCAUUGAGCUAUUAUACAACAGUGCAAUUAUCCUGCAGAAAGUCAAAAGAAAAAUAUAUUGUGCAUUGCCUGAUUAAUUCCUGCAGUCCUGGGCAGAAUAAACUUAUUUGAAAUGAUACCAAGACCUUUUCAUGGGUCAAAAAGAAAACUGGGCACUCAUGGGCUUACCUAUGUUACAUUGCUGCUGAAAGAGAAGAGAUACCAACACUCAUGCUUCAACACGUCAGCUGGUUUCUGGUUGUAAUUGUGAGUCCUGCUGACCCCAGGGCUGGAUUCCAUACACUUUUAAAGCUGGAACUAGACGUGGUACACUGAGCAUGUCCUGUGCUGGACUCAGGAGUUUUCCACAGGCUUGUUAGGCUGAUAGCUCACUGACAGCACAGAAAUGCUUUUAACUGCACUCUGUAGCCACGUGUCUUUCAAGCUUUUCCUUUUCUAGACUUUAACUCAAAACUGCUCUUUUCUUAGGAUAGGAAAAAGUCUCUGGAAAAUGUUUUGGUAACACUGAUAAGCAGAUGAUUUUCAACUGCAGGUUUUGCUUCUUUAGCUUGCCAGCCAAAUGCCAUUUGGCAGUCAUGUCUGAAGCAGAGAAGAACUGGGUAGGUCACCAUUCUCAGAUGCUCGUAUCACUAUUGUGCCAGCAGCUACCGAGCACAAACAUUUGCCACCUGGACUGCUUCUGCUACACUGCAGUAAAAAUUAGAAGGGCCUGUGUCCAUGAUAUGAUAAUUAGUAGGUCCAUGCUGACGUGGUUAAUUUGGAGUCAAAUGACUCUGCUGAUAGAAGGGGCAACAGUGAUGCUCAUGUGGCCAAGACACAAUACUGCAGCAGCACCUACCAAAACAGCUCCAUCACAAGAAAUUUCAGAUUAACAGAAGGCAGACCGUUCAUUGCUUUGUGCCUGAACAGCUAUCUCUGAAGGCUACAAACUUUAAUUUAGCACCAGCUGAACCUGGAUAUCAACAACAUCUUCCUCUCAGCUUCCAAGCAUUGCAUAGAUGUAGAGUAGGGAAGGCUCAUUUCAGGAAAACCUGCAUGACUGCUUCAUGAUAUAUGUAAAGGAAGAUAAGAAACCUACUGAAGGUGAAAGACAGACACCUAAAUUAACAAAGGACCUCAAGGUUUGCCCCAGCUUUCAAAUUUAUGAAACGUGAUUGUAAUGCCUGGUCAUGCAUUCUCUUUACUUUAUUACACAGCUUAUAUUAAUGUCAGUGAUAGGGCAAAAUGCAACUGAGAUCAGUAAAGCAAGUACUAAUUUCUAUUAAUAUAAGAUAAAGAAUAGGCUGUUCCACUGACAUACCCAUUAUCCAGUAAUUCUGCCAAUAUUUAUGAAAGAAUAACCUCUGAGGUUAAGAGCCAAAUCCUUUCUUUCCACUCCACGGGGCUAGAGUUAAAUACCAGUGUCUGACCUUUCUACUGUGUGGAGUACGUCAACAGCUCAGAGAUUCUUGCCUAGUAGACAAAUCACCAAGUAAUUGCAACACUCAAGACUCUGUAAAGUGUGGUGAAAGCAUCAUUAAAACUGUAUAUUAGGUCUAACAUAUAUUUUACGUAUUUUCUUCCAUUUCACUUGGUGAGUCUAGGCUGGAACUGCUUAGUGUCUGAACUUUGCAAAUGCAUUCUCAAUGUGGAAGCUAUUUGUGAUUAUUAAACUUAUUUUACUCUUAUUUUGGGGACAGAGGACCCAAACAUGUUUCUACUUUAACUCUGCCAAUUGGGACCCCCUUGCUUCCUAAGAAAACCUUUA